Molecule: messenger RNA, 3825 nt
Organism: Saimiri boliviensis boliviensis (Bolivian squirrel monkey)
Lineage: Eukaryota; Metazoa; Chordata; Mammalia; Primates; Cebidae
Source: RefSeq, a predicted model, not a curated record
AUGGAGUAUAUCAAACAUGUAACACAGAUAUGUUCAAAUAUUUCUGACAGUUUGAUGGUGGACUGGUACCAAAAACUACGGCUCCUCUCCCGGGCGAGGCCUGUCACCGACCAGCAGUCGCUCCGCUCAGCCCGGAGCUCUCCUAAUCCCCGAGCUCAAGUAGAUUCCGCUGGCCCGCGGCCUGCACUCUCCGCCGGGCCUACGCCUCCCCGGCCGCCCGGCAGGAGCCCAGUCCCCGCCACCGGAGCCGGCCGGGAGAGGGUACAAAACCACCGCCACCCAAGGCGGCUGCCACCAGAGAGGAGCGAACUCUACACUCGCCCAGCAGGAAUUUACCUGGGCGAAUCGGCGUCUGAAUCCAAGGGGAGGCCGAGGCCGCUGUGGCGAGAGACUAUAAUCCGGGCCGGGAGUGGGGGUGGCUACGGCUCCUCUUCCGUCUCCUCAGUGCGGGGAACAUGUAGAGCCGGGGGGAGACCAGCCGAGAAGACAAAUCGUUGCUUCUUCUUCCUCCUCCUCCUCCUUCUCCCACAUAGAAACACUCACAAACACCCGACCAGGGGCCCGAGCUACCGGGGGGGCAUCGCCGCGGGCCCGGGAACCAAUCCUCCUGCCGGCGGGGGCGUCCCUCCCUGCGGCUUGGUGGUGUCGGAACAAAAUGCCGACCGGAAGUGCAGCUGCAGGAAUGACUCCCUCCGCCGGCGCCAAACACUAACAACCACCCCCUCUUCCCCACUCCACUUCCGCCACCGCCGCCGCUGCCGCCGCCGCCGCCGCCACUGCCACUGCCACUUGGGCUCGCGUCCUCGGCCGCGCCGCGCUCGGGCCCAGCCGGGGCCAGCAGCCGGGCGGCGGCGGCUCUCCUCUACGCCCUUCUCCUCAGGGCGGCCGUGGAUGUUGCCAGUAUUGUCGAAGCUUCAGAGCUACGUUUGCUCCGCGACACCGGCGGGCCGGCUCUCCCCGGUCUUUAUUUUCCUGGAGGCGGAUGGGAGCGAGGCCUGAGUUCGGCAGUGGUCGUGAGCGUGGGGGGCACUGAGGCCCGGACGUGCUCGCAGGUCGCGGACGGCGGCGGCUGAAGGCCGCGCUGGCGGUCCCAGAUCGUCGUUAGCUUCAGGGAGCGGAGCUCUGGGCGGCCCCACAGAGGACGCCCGCGAUUCGACGGCGAUGGUGCCCGUUUUAAAUGGUGUCCCUGCAGCCGAGUGGAUGGAUGGAUCGUACUCUUCUUUUGAGGCCGGGACCUUAACGCCCUUCUGCGCGGUAUUUCUGCGGAGUAAGAACGCAGCCCUUGGAGGUGAAGACGACUCUCGACUGGACUGAAUUGGAAUGGCGUUUGUGAUGCGUUUAUUUCUGGAAAUACGCGGUCUCCGCUGCUCUUGCUUUUUGUCGGCGGAGGUUUGGGUUCUUCUCUAACCGUCGUGAUAAAGGCCUGUAGGCGACGCUACGCCAGCGCGAAGCUGUGCUGCGGCGGCCCCGGCGCCCCGCGCCCCCCUCUAGGUGUGGGUGGAGCCGAGCACGCGGGGAGAACCGCCGGCCCCUACUCGGCCACCGGCGCUGGCGGGCGACCGGCGGGCCUGCGGCCGGCUGAUUUCAAACAUCGUUUUCCUCUUUCGGUUUGGAACACUGAGGCGCUGGACAAGGCUGGAAUACAAAACGUGAUUAUACGUGCAGUACCAUGCUUGUUGUAGUUUUUAAAUUGUAAAACAAGAAGUAACUCCGUCGUUCCACAGAUCUCUAUUAAAUUUGUGUAAAUUAAAAGGGGGCUAUUCUUCAGGUUAAAAAGUGCAGUAGGUAAGCGGAUUUUUAUUCGACCGGGACGAAAUUCAUGUUGUAUGACUCGUAUUAUUUGUGUGUGUACCAGUGGGCUAAAAGUAAUUAGGAAAACUUGCUUAGAUCAUUCCUUUUGCCUCAGGCCACUCAGGGGGCCAAGAUCCCGUCAUUCCUCUGCUCUGGGCCCUGCGACGGCUUCCCGUCUUGAGGGGAGUGAGCGAAAGCCUUGACGGAAGUCCCCGCGCGCCGGGGGUGGUGGGGGCGGGCCUGCCCUGGCAUCCUUGCGAUGAGGACUGUGUCCUCGUCGUUCCCUCUGCCAGGUUCUUCCCUGAGCGCCCGUAGGGCUUGCUUCUUCACCUUCAGGGUUUUGCACAAGUGUCACUCUGUGCUUCUGCGGCCACUUUUAAACUGCAGGUUCACUAGCUCCGUUCUCAUUUUUUCUUUUGGACAAUCUACAUAUCCGUACAUGUUUAUGUUGAUAUCUCUCCUUCCCUAGUGAAAUGUAAGCUCUAAGAGGACAAGAGGUUGUGUUUUUCUGCACUGGUGUUGUGGCCAGCUCCUGGAAUGUCACACAGUAGAUGCGUAGUAUUUGGUUAAUGAAUGAAUGACGAUUAUAAGGGCCUCGACGCUCCCCAUUUCUGUCUUUGAUAUGUACUUACGUAUACUUACAUGCUUCAGAGAGCUUUAUAAAAGCUUUAAAGUUUAUAACAGAAUUCUAUAAACAUAGAUUGCUUCUAAACGUUGGAAAGCCCUCCACAACACCAGAAACCCACAAACAAGGGAUAAAAUUGGUUUUUAGGCUUCUGUAAAUGGGAAAGCCCGAGGACAGUGCAUCAAAAAUGAUCAUAUCCAUACUGGGCGGUUGGCUUUGCUCUCCUGAGUCUCAAACUGCAUUCCUCAUCUUGUCGUCCUCUGUCUUGCAAAAUAGAUUAAAAGUGUGAGAAUUUAUUUGGUUGGCUCAGCCUAAAUCCAGCACUAUUGGAAAAGUUCAUUCAGCAAGUAUUUAUUGGGCACAAAUGGGUACCAGGCACAGUGAUUCAAAAGGUGUGUGUUUCUGAGGCUAGGACUGCAUAUAAGACCUUACAUAAAGGACCACAUAGGGCUACUUUGGUUGCUACUCAAUUAUGCUGUCAAGCAAAGCAAAUGCUAGUGAGAUUUAUUUUUAGUUUUCUUCUGAAGAAAAGGUUCAGUUAAAGCUGAGGUCAGGCUUAGUGUGGAUAUUUUAAUUCAUCAUUUAGUUUGCUGUUUGCUUACGCUUAGGGUAGCACUAGAUUUACUUAAUCAUGAUUUUUCAGUACUAUAAAACAAAACGUGGGAAACUGUAUUUCCUAGUUGCCGGAAAAGUAGGCUUUUUAAAGUAAAAUGAGUAAACAUAUCGGUAAACUAGAAGCUAUGCAGUAAGGCUUUGGCUGUGGUAUUCUGAAGUUUCAUAUUUCGUGUAUUGAAUUUUUGGACAAGAAAAGCCUUGAUAGGUAUUUUAUAACCAUUAAUACAAUUAAUGAAACAUUGUUUAGUAAAUCCAAUAUUAUUUUUCCUAUUAAUCUUCAGAACAGCUUUAAUACAGAUGGCUCAGAAUGUGUUUUUCACUGUUUCAAAAUGCCAGUAUUUUCAUUUGCUAAUAGAAGCACAAUUAUUUUCUUGUCUGCUUUCUUAAAUGUUACUGGUAAACUUUUACAUGUCCAGGUAACUGCAGCUGCUACAGGCAGUCUACUGUGGAAAGUCUUGGUAUUGUUGUGUUAUUUAAUUUAAAAUGUUUUGUUUCUUCCCAUUAUUGAGUACUUAUUAGUUGCUAAUUAGCUUUAUGCUAGGCACCUCAUACAUGGUAGUGAAUGAAAACACAACACUACUUCAUUAAGGGUUUUAACUUGUAUAUAGUUUAUACCACUUUUUUUUUCCAGAUUAUAGAAUUAAAUAAAUUUCCCUGCAUAUCACAGCAUUUCUCUAUUAAAUUAAAUAGUAUUUUGCUUGUGUAAAUUUAAGUAUCCAAAUUAAGUCCUUACUUAGAAUCUGUUAAUCUUAGUGUUUUCUUCAUUUCAUUGCCUUAGUGUUGUGGGGUUUGUU